This is a messenger RNA of Salvelinus namaycush (lake trout), 1778 nucleotides long. RefSeq names its product WD repeat domain 54 (gene wdr54). Gene Ontology annotation, molecular function: protein binding. The coding region runs from base 64 to 1074 and encodes 336 amino acids. NCBI's taxonomy places the organism in Eukaryota, Metazoa, Chordata, Actinopteri, Salmoniformes, Salmonidae. The transcript has 9 exons. Gene Ontology annotation, biological process: sperm axoneme assembly; cilium-dependent cell motility; cilium assembly. The record is from RefSeq and is a predicted model, not a curated record.
UCAUCAUUAAGUACACUAUUUGCACCAUCCCUAUUUACCCAAUUGAAUUGAUACGAUUGAAAGAUGUACCACAAAGAGAAGAGCAUUCAGAUGAAAAGCAGUGCGUCUGCGCUAUACAACAACCUGAGCGUGCUGCGCAUAGCCCCGCGGAGCCUGACCUAUUUCACAGUGGUACACGCCAACAUGGUCAAUAUGGUCAGUGCUUCUUGGGACGGACUCAACUACUCCCACCGCCAGCUGCAGUCCAAAGAGGCCAACGUAGCUACCAGCUCCUCCCUCAUCAUGCAGGCAGCCUGGUGUGUCCUCCCAUCUCGUGACAUCCUGGUGCUCACCUCUCAGAAAGGCAUCCAGAUAUAUGAGUCGGAUGGAUCCAUAAUGGUAUACUGGCAUGCACUGGACACGCCUGAGACCCAAACAGCUCAGGCAGUGUUUGCUCGAGGGAUUGCAGCAGUGCGGGAAAAAUACAUCUGUGUGGGCAUCUCCUCUGGCUCUAUGCUGGUGUUUGAUGUCCCCAUUAAAGGCAGUAACAUCACCCUCUCGGAGAUGCUGGAGGAGCACAAGGAGUCCAUCACGGAUUUGGCCUCAGAAUGUUCCGGUAGCCUGGAGUGCAUAGCAGACAUGGUGAGUGCUGACGACUCUGGCAAUCUCUGUGUGUGGAAGUCAGGAGAGGACUUCCAGCUGCUCAACAAGAUCCCUGGUUUCGAUAUGAGCUGCUCCUCGGUGAAGCUGUGGAAGGGAACCGUGGUGGCAGGCUAUGGCACAGGGCAGAUCCGUCUCUACGAGGCCGUGACAGGGAUCGUCCACGCAGAGGUCAACGCCCACGCGCGCUGGAUCUACUCCUUGGACAUCGCCCCCUUCUCUGGCCUGCUUCUGUCUGCUGCUGAGGACUCUCUGGUUAGAGUGUGGCAUCUGACCAUGACACCAGAGACUAACAGUGUGGAGAUCGUGCACAUGUAUAACGAGUGUGUGACAGACACCCAGAUCUGCGGGGCUAAGUUCUGCGACGGGGACGGCUACGCCUUCGCUGUGACGGGCUAUGACCUGAGUGAGAUCAUCCGCUACACACAGGUCUAACAGCAGUAGCACGCACCAUGGGAGAUGUGUGUGAGGUGGACAUGUGAACGGAGUGUGUCAGCUCAGCAGUAUCUCUGUUGGGGAGUGUGUGACAAAAGAGAAGCCUACAGCAGGAAACGUCUGCCUGAUAGACCAUGCAGCAUCUAAUUCCACCAGAUCAAUAGUCUACAGAGAGACGGAAAGCCUAUGAAGGUUAACUCAGAAGCAAACUAGGGCUGUGAUCCAUCUCCAUCUACUAUGACCUAACUAGAGGACAUGAUACAGUAUGUAUGUCUACAGCGUCUCUCCCAUGGAUAUUAACUUUGGUCCAGAGGUCAGAUAGAAGAAUGUUGUCUCUAUCAAGUAGUUUCCUACAUAUCAUGACUGCACUUUGUAGUCAACAAUGCGCGAAAGAAAAAGUGAGGCAUCUUACGAUAUAAGAGGAGAAAGAUGGUUUGUAGUGCAAUGUGACCUUGUAUAUUUUGACUGAUCACAUUCUGGCUUAUGCUGACACAUUUCCUCUGUGUUGAGUAUUGGUGUGUGCGCGUGUGUGCGUGUGAGUAAUGGACCAGUAACGGACCAUGAAACUACAGAUGAGUGUGUAUAAAUCUGGUUUACAGAUUUAAAAUAAAGGGAGUAGGCUAUUCUGUAAAGACGUAGGGUUGCUGACAGCAGCACAAUGCCUCAGGUGUCUCAGUAUAGCAUUGUUGCAAGUAUUUACAAUG